AUGGAUCAAGUCGCGCCCGAGGUGAUAACAUUUAUUACGAACCGCAGUGGGAUUGAUGCAGUGGAGGCUUUUAAGUCACCUGGAAAUGACCAAACGCUAGCAAAACCAUUUUCCGACUCGUUCGUGUUUGAGAUUGACGAGGACAAAGAGUCAGAUAACGAUAUAUUAGGACAGAGCAGCUCCUCGACCAAUACCAUACUGAACGAUGUAGACGAAGAUGUUACGACUGCAGAAGACGUUGAUGAUCCAGUUUUUACAUUGGAGAAAAUGGUGGCUGGUCAGCGUGUUUGUUGCGCCAUGUGUGCACUCCACAAUACAAGGUCGGACGAACAAGUUUUCGCGUGCUGGCAAUCGGGAUCCGUCACCAGUCGGUUUAUAAGACUACGAGCUGAUGCUGGGGCUCAGCGCGUCUCUCCUUCAGUCGAAAGUCCGGUUCUUGCGCAGUCAAGAUCACCUCAAGGGGGAAGCGCAAGGGAUUCCCUAAAUAUUCUGCACGAGAUGUUGUCACCGCUGCAUCCGUAUGUAGUGUCCGAUAAUCAAAAAGCCGGACUCGCGGUGACCAUGCACGAUGGAACUCCGACACUACCAUUUCCAGAAUCGCCGGGUACUCCUCCUACUUUACGCGACUCUACAGCUUUCCAAAUUCACCUUGACAGGCAAGACGAUUGGCAACAGAAGGAAGACGCUUCAUCGCCUACAUGUGAGCUUCCCGCUGCUGCGAACAUAAAACUGUCUCCGAGGCUUGAAAAUUUUCGUCCGUUGUCACAUCGGUCGCUAAUUGUGUUUCACUCGAUCCGCAACAAGUUCAUGUCUCGAAAGCACUGUGUUAUUUAG
This is a messenger RNA of Plasmopara halstedii, 834 nucleotides long. RefSeq names its product PROTEIN C09E7.6. Bases 1 to 834 code for a protein of 277 amino acids. The transcript has a single exon. The record is from RefSeq and is a predicted model, not a curated record. Lineage: Eukaryota; Oomycota; Peronosporomycetes; Peronosporales; Peronosporaceae.